This is a messenger RNA of Frieseomelitta varia, 4716 nucleotides long. Its product is annotated as protein prickle-like. The transcript is spliced from 7 exons. The coding region runs from base 1381 to 4026 and encodes 881 amino acids. NCBI's taxonomy places the organism in Eukaryota, Metazoa, Arthropoda, Insecta, Hymenoptera, Apidae. Gene Ontology annotation, molecular function: zinc ion binding. The record is from RefSeq and is a predicted model, not a curated record.
AGUGUCCGCUCGGCCUCAGCACGUCCGAGUAGGAAGGAUGGAAGUAUGGCUUCUAGAAGCUUUUUAACGCGUCCACGGGGCAAUCACAAUACUACUGCCAAUUAACCGCCGGUGAAUCUUCGCCUAACGUGCCUCUGCAAAUUCUGCCUGUGUAUUUUAUACAAAGAAACGAAUUCAAUCGAGCUUGGCGAAUUUAGAGAAUGUUCCAGUGAUCGUGUUUUGACAGCUCAUCAGUUUUAAUCGGUGAUACUGUGAUUUGCUUGUGACGGAUCAGUAUGAGCUGUUUUAAUAAUUUGUCGACGCGUCUGUUAUAUCGCAUCAGCGACUGACAGGAUGAAGAUGUUCGUGACUUCGUUCUAUCAGACUGAUCCCGGAAUAGACUGACACGUCGCGUGUUGAAGGCAUCGACGUGAAUCGAAUCUCCGACCCGUUGGAGAGAACCACCGGAGCGGACGGUGAUCGGAAAUUAACGUUCAAGAGAGCUAGGCUGUAUGAAUCCCCAGGCGACGAGAGGUGGAGGCGACGAUCGAUACGAAGAUCGGUUGGAGAACCGCGUGAAACGUUAUCAUUCGCUCGAUUCCCUUUGUAUGCUCGACCACGGUGCCGCGUAUUAAAACGUUAAUCUCUGGCUGUACUACCGGUUAUACGUACAGAUUGCCUCUCCCUCUCCCUUCUUUCUCUCUUUCUCUCUCUCUCUCUCUCUCUCUUCCCAUUCUGCACAUUCUACUGUCUCUCCCUCUUUCUCUUUUCCCUUCUCCGCUCAGCUCUCUCUGUUACUCCUUCCUCACUGCGUCUUUGUUUCUUCUCUUCCUCUUCGCUGGCUACUAACUUUCUUUCCUCUUUCCUUCCUCGCGAUGGUCGCUUUCUCUGUUGUCCCAGUCCUUUCGGCUCGUCCUUGUCGUGUCCUGGAGAAUCGUCUUCGUGUUCCAGCAGCGCGUGCCAAUCCGAAGAGCUGAAAAAAACAUGGUACACUGUCAGUCGAAUGCCAAUGCCACUUUCUUGUCUCUGUCCGUUGCGAAAUUGUUAAAAUAUUUAGCAAGUGAUAGACUUAGAGGAGCCAUCAUGUCUUUUCGCCUUUAUGGAACAUCGGUUGACGAUAACACAGAUAGAGUAAAAAUGGAGUUUCAGUUUUUGACUCUCCCAGUCUUAGGAUUCGGAGCACGACUCAAUCAGAAUGUAAGCAAGGUCACAGAGAAGAGACGAUUUACCUUACUGGACUCAGGCAGGAAUUAAUCUCGACGACGUUACUCCUAAAACAUAACAGCGAAACAAAUUUUCUCUACUAAAUGGAAUAUUACUGCUAUUUACUACUAUUUCAAUACUACUUACAUAACAAUUCAAAUGAAAUAAUUGUAUGAGCCAACUUCUUAGAAAGAAGUCAUGUCAAGUCUCGCAAGGAGACGAAAAACUUCGGUGCUAGGCUCAAAGAGAUGGUGGCAGGGUGGCUGCUGGGCCACCAGAAGCCAUCAGGAGGCGUAUCUUCGUAAACUAUACGCCAGGAAGAACGAUCAGGUUAGCAAAAUCGACGACGAAUCUAGCAGCCGACGGGAUCUACCUGGUAAUUGGACGCCUGGCACGGUCUACGAGUUACCUUCCGCCGACGAACAUUAUUUGGAUGCCUUCCUAAGGAAUCGCGAGGACGGAAACGAAGAAGAUGAUGUGGUUGAUGCUGUGGUCGAGUGUCCAGCUUUGGCUACGACGAGAGCUAGCCCCACGGAGAAGUGCGUGAAAUACCUGAACGGUGCCCAUGACGUCGUUGUGUUUGAAACCGAACGCAGGAUCACGGGGGAGCCGGUGGUAGCCGAUUGCGGCUCCCUGCAUUCGGGUUACGAUGUCGCCGCCUCUGCAGAGAAGGUGUGCAGAAGCUGCAGGUGUCCCAGAGAGGAGCAUCAGCGGACUUCGACGGAGGCGGGAGGUCCCUCGGGACUCGGCCUCGGUCCUGGUCCGCCGAUGGCCAUGGCCAUGGCUUUCCAAAGCGGGGCCGCUGGUUCUUCUCACCAAGAACCUUUCAAGAGUCCCGUGCAACCGGCUCCGCCGGGCCUCGCCCUUCAAGAAGCCCUGAUGCAUCAUCAGAGGCACUCACAGAGCGACGAUGACAGCGGAUGCGCGCUUGAGGAGUACACGUGGGUCCCGCCCGGCCUCAGGCCAGAUCAAGUACACCUGUACUUCAGCGCGCUACCGGAAGACAAGAUCCCGUACGCGGGCAGCGCCGGCGAGCGGGAGCGAGUGAAGCAGCUGCUGCAACAGCUUCCACCGCACGACAACGAGGCACGGUACUGCAGCGGCCUCACCGAGGAAGAGAAACGGGAGCUGAGGGUGUUCGCCGCGCAGCGGAAACGCGAGGCGCUCGGACGGGGACACGCGAGCCAGCUGGACAGGCCCCACGGCGCCGGAUGCCGGGAGUGUAGCAGGCCGAUCGCGGCCGGCGAGAUGGCGGUGGCUGCGAGCCGCGCCGGUCCAUCCGCCCUCUGGCAUCCGGCCUGCUUCGUCUGCUGCGUGUGCAGGCAGUUGCUCGUCGACCUGAUAUACUUCUGGAGAGACGGCAGGCUAUACUGCGGCCGGCAUCACGCGGAAACGCUCAAGCCGAGGUGCUGCGCCUGCGACGAGAUCAUACUCGCCGACGAGUGCACCGAAGCGGAGGGGAGGGCGUGGCAUAUGAGGCACUUCGCAUGCCUCGAAUGCGAUCGCCAGCUUGGUGGUCAAAGGUACGUUAUGAGGGAAGGAAGACCUUACUGUCUCCGAUGUUUCGAUGCCUCGUUCGCCGAGUACUGUGAUAGCUGUGGCGAACCAAUCGGCGUGGAUCAGGGGCAAAUGUCGCACGAGGGUCAGCACUGGCACGCGACCGAGGCUUGUUUCUGUUGCGCCACUUGCCGUACGUCCCUUCUCGGACGGCCUUUUCUUCCACGGAGAGGUGCCAUUUAUUGCAGCAUAGCCUGUAGUAAGGGGGAACCGCCUACGACACCGAGUGAUUCCUCUGCUGGACCACCACCACCACCUUCCUUCCUUAGAACUGGCCGGAGACCACCGCCGCCAAGCGAAGGUUCUUCGAGUCCACCACCACCUCCUCCACCUCCGCCGCCGCCUGGAUCUAGACACACUCUAUGCUCGCCUCGUAACUCACCACGGAUGAAUAGGAAGCAUCAUCAAACAUCUGCUUCCCUUGCCACAACACCUACGCAAAACACCUUGAACCCAGAAUUUCCUAACGAAGGAUUCCCCUCGAGCGGCUCGAGACCGAGCGGCCUUGACCGAGUGUUACUCGAGAGGAAUCUCGAGAGACUCCUUCAGGAACGCAGUUCUCACUCGGAGGAAAAUCACAACGAAUUAGGAAGACUGAUGCAGGCAAGAGACCGUGAACCGUUGAGAUGUGUUCAGAAUUGCGCUCCUACCCACGCGUCGAGUAUGCCAGAGUUACCGCCACCUCCCCGGCCGUCGUCCGGAGCGUCCGCGUCGGCGUCGACGUCCACAUCGACCGGAGUUGUCGCAGCCGCGAUGCCAGGGAUCGUGUUGGAGACGACGGCAUCGCCAACGACGUUGUCAACCCUCGUCGUUAGCCAAACGGAUCCUCCGACGCCAACGUCGCGGCGUGUGCGGUUCCAGGGCGACUUGGACGUAAACGAUCACGCUGCGACGUCGUCACGCGUCACCCUGUCGCCGAACAACGAUAGGAAUUCAUCCUCGUCGCCCUCCCCUCCCCCAGCGUCGUUGUCGAGAACAAAUGUGUCUCGAUCGAGAAGCCUGCAGCCUGAGGAAGUCGCUAGCACGUCCGCUUGGGGUAUUGCUGGAAGCUCAAAGUCAAGGAUAGACGGCGACGACGACGACGUCGAGUCUUGCUGUUCUACCUGUAGCUCCUCGAGCAGUUCCGACGAGGCCACCGCAUACGCUUUGCCGCCAAGAAGAGCGUACGGUGGCGUUCGGAUUUCGUACGUGCCCAACGACGCAGUGGCAUGCGCGAGAAAACGUACACCGACAUCCUCAACGUCGAAUCAAGCUCACAAGGACGCAGAUAAGUGCGUUGUGUCCUGAUGACAUGCUUCGAGAGUUUCAAGUUGUAUCUGCGUCUAUAUUCGAUGUACUUGGUUCGUCGAAGAAAAAAAAAGAAAUCGUUUUCUGCUUCACUGUCAGGUGACGGUGGACCGAUGAGAUUUGUAUCAGUCUCGAACCGACGAGCAACGAGCAAAAAAAUGAACGAAUGCGAGAUACAAGAGUUCCUAAAAAAAAAAAAAAACCCGGCGUAACUAAGGAUUUUUCUGCCAUGUUUCCCGCGGUCGAGACUCGAAACGAACGUAAAUUUCAAAUACUCGUGUACAUAAUGAACGUAAUAAUCGAAAUAAUCGGUCGCGAACACCGAACAGUCGCGACGAUUGCGUUUCUUUUUCUAUUUUUAUUACCCCCACCCUACCCCAUCCGAUGUACUUGAUAAUAAUAACGACGAUGAUAGCAUUAUAUUUUAUUACCAUUGUCAUUCCCGCUGCGUAAUUGACAGUUCAAACGGGCGCCGUACCCUUGUUCGAGAUUCGAUCAUCCUCACUUGAUCAACUUUUUUAGGCAAUAGUGUAUGAGGGGAUGAACUCAGCUCCAUGAAACAAAUAGUAUUUGACCGUGAUGUGAUCGCACGACAUUACAUUGUAAGUACAAAUAAAGGGCGCUCGGACCGAGAUGUAGACAAUCUGAAAAAUAUUCGGAAAAUAAAUUGAUAUUUGAUUUAUCCCUUGA